Molecule: messenger RNA, 2372 nt
Organism: Centruroides sculpturatus (bark scorpion)
Lineage: Eukaryota; Metazoa; Arthropoda; Arachnida; Scorpiones; Buthidae
Product: calcium/calmodulin-dependent 3',5'-cyclic nucleotide phosphodiesterase 1-like
Exons: 12
Coding region: 411-2114 (567 amino acids)
Biological process (GO): signal transduction
Molecular function (GO): 3',5'-cyclic-AMP phosphodiesterase activity
Source: RefSeq, a predicted model, not a curated record
UGCUUUAAAAACAGAUUAACAUGUUAUACUAAACUAACAUCCGAUUUGAUAAUAACCAGUUAUGAACUAAAAUGACUAACUUUAUGCCUGUUAUGGACGGAGUGUUUAUUAUUGAAUAGGAAGAAACCAGCGUUGAAAGCCAGUCCGGCCAACAACAGGUUGGAAGAAAAUCGUCGUCGAUUGGUCAAAGUUACUCCAUCACAAGAUCAACCCAAGAUCGAACCCGCUAGCUCAGUCGUCGCUCAAUGGACCAGGUCAUUUGUUGUGUGUGGCGCGUGUCCAAAUUUACCUCUGAUCGUUUUUCCGAACGACACACAAAAAAUAAAAAAAGAGAGAGAAUCAAAUCAAUGUUGUAAAUUUGUUGUCUAAAUAAGCCCAUUUAUAAAAAAAAAAUCUGACUAAAAAAAUAGAUGGACACAUUGUUGCAUGUCGUUGGUUGUCUGUCGUGCAUGUAUCAAUGCAUCACUUGUCCCUGGUUAUUUCCGCAGACAAAAACGACCGAUAGCAUGUUUGUUCCUUGUAACCUAUUCCCAAUUCCUUAUUCCGUCUGCGUUUCCAACCGAUUUGACCAGAAAAACCUCACAAAUCUCUUCCUUCCUCAGUCAACCAAACAAAAGACCGAUCGAUCCUGCAUUCUCUGUUUUAGAAAAUUUUCGCGCCUUGAUGAUUAUUUCGUAUAUUUCAAUGAUUUUCUCGUCGAUAAUAGGCGUCUUUUGGACGAAGACGACGAACUUUCGGAAGUUCAACCGGAUGCGGUUCCGAACGAAGUCAGGGAAUGGUUAGCAUCGACAUUUACUCGACAGACGGCCACACAGAGAAGAAGAGCGGACGAAAAACCGCGAUUUCGUUCGGUGGCCAACGCCAUCAGGGCAGGAAUAAUGGUCGACAGAAUUUACCGCAGAAUAUCCAGUUCUACGUUUUUGCAAAUCCCAUCUCAAGUGGCUGUUUUGUUAAAGGCGGCAGAUGAUUGGUCUUUCGAUGUGUUCACCGUUAACGAUGUAGCUAACGGUCAAGCGUUACGUUACAUCAGCCACGAUUUAUUGAACAGAUAUGGAUUAAUUCAUAAAUUUAAGAUACCAUCGAAUAUACUCGAGAACUUUUUGAUACAAAUAGAAACUGGAUACGGACGACAUAAAAAUCCAUAUCAUAACAAUAUCCAUGCAGCGGAUGUGACUCAAACCGUCCAUUAUAUGUUGUGUCAAGCGGGAUUGGCCAAUUGGCUGAACGAUUUAGAGGUAUUUGCCACUCUAAUAGCUGCAAUUAUACACGACUUCGAACAUACCGGUACAACUAAUAAUUUCCACGUCAUGUCCGGAUCAGAUACCGCUCUGCUUUACAACGAUCGAGCGGUUUUAGAGAAUUAUCACACCAGCGCAGCUUUUAAAUUAUUAAAAGAGGAAGACUAUAAUAUUCUGGUCAAUCUGAGUAGAGAGGAAUACAGGGAAUUUCGUGCUUUAGUCAUCGAAAUGGUAUUAGGAACGGACAUGUCGUCUCAUUUCCAACAAAUUAAAUCGAUGAAGUCUUUAUUAACCCAUUCGGAAUUUAACAUCGACAAAGCUAAGGCCUUGUCUUUAGUCCUUCACUGUAGUGACAUCAGUCAUCCCAGUAAGGAAUGGGAUCUUCAUUUCAGGUGGACGCAACUACUAAUGGAAGAAUUCUUUCAACAGGGAGAUAAAGAGAAAUCACUAGGAUUACCUUAUUCCCCUCUUUGCGAUCGAAAUACAACUCUUGUGGCUGAAUCUCAAAUAGGUUUCAUAGAUUUUAUUGUGGCUCCCAGUAUGGAAGUGUGCGGAGGUAUGUUAGAAAAGAUUCAGAAUUAUCUUCAUCGUCCUCCUACUCUACAAGAAACGGAAGAAGCUGACGUUAAAUCGUCGAGACACAGAACAGCUAUGCAAUCGCCGAGUAAAAGUGCAGAUUCAGUUUCUUUGUCGGAACCUAUUAUUCCAACUCCUAGAUCUUCGCCGAUUGCUGGAAGGAGGGAACAGUUAAUUGGUAAAAGACCGUGGUUAAGUUGUCUGGAACAGAAUCGAAUUAAUUGGCAAGAAAGAGCGGAUAAAGAUGCAGAAAUGCGAAAAUGUAGUACAAACGGCACCCAAGUAGACGAAAGCGAAUAAGUGUAAACUAAACGAAUCGUUUAAAGAACGAUGAUCAUCUUAGAUUUUCGACAUGACGCCAACAUUGAAUGCAGGGAUUAUUCGACUUGCUUUGGAGGAGGAAAAAGAACGACCUCCAUCGAUGUGUCAAUGUGUCAAUGUGGUUGUCGUCAAUGGUUUUGUCGUUCAAGUGUCGUUUCCCGCGCACCUUUCGCGGCGUUCAAAACUGCGACUACCCAAAAAAAGUCCCCCCAAAAUAAGAAUAUAUAUAAAAAAAAA